Molecule: messenger RNA, 15035 nt
Organism: Porites lobata
Lineage: Eukaryota; Metazoa; Cnidaria; Anthozoa; Scleractinia; Poritidae
Source: the annotation of a GenBank genome assembly
AUGGUGCGAGAAACACGCCAUCUGUGGGUCGGAAACCUACCGGAAAACAUACGGGAGGAAGAAAUUGUCAAGCAUUUUGCCCGGUAAGGUUUUAGCUUACCAGUUUUGGCGCGCUGUAUUCAAGCCAGGGAAUUUAUUCUUGUUAUUAUUUUUUUAAUGCAGCUUAAUUUUCCUCCUUUGUAAUAAGUUAAGGAAUUGUAACAGUGCUUUAUGGCGGAAACUUUAUUCUUAAUGACAGUUCACAUGUAAGAGAAAAAAACCGCUGCUCCGUUUUGGACUGGUUAAUACUCCUUGCCGAUGUUGCGUGAAGCUAUAAAAAAACGUUUCGUUUCGCUUUUUAGUUCAUGGUGAUUAGUCGCUGAAAUUGAACUUGCUCAUCAAAUUAAAUUUCUAAAUGCAUUUUAGGCAUCCUUACAAAGAGCGAGACGCCAUAGUAAAUUUUACCAUUCGACCGUCUGCGGCGGUGCUAAAAUCAAAAUUCACUUUACUCUAUCGUGGUACUUGUAAACUUUAGAUAUUUCUUAUCUCUUUGUGGUAAUUUAAAUCCACUAUCAAUAUUUUUAGAGCCAGAUGAAUUGUGAGAAAAUACUUUAUACCUGACAGAAAGCGUCUCGUUAAAUUUGUUCAAUUUGCAUGGAAGUGUGAUCACAAGUUGCCAUGUUUUUUUCUCGGAAGGUUUGUGUUACACGUCACCAACGACUUGCUUCGCUUUGUUUGCAGGUAUGGCCGCGUCGAGAGCGUCAAAAUUCUACCAAAACGCAGCGCUGAAGGUGGACGAGCCGCUUUUGUGGAUUUCGUUGACAUUCGCAGCGCAACGAAAGCGCAUGAAUCUGUUAAUAGAAUCGGCGAUCGUGAAAUGAGAACCGAUUACAAUGAACCAGGAAACCCUAGUAAUCUUUCACGGCUUCAUGCGGAUCCUCCCGCCCGUCCUACGAGUAAUUCAGCACCGGGAUCUCCUGUACAAAGACGGCGCUUUGAUAGAAGAACCGAAGGGUAAGUUAGAGAAUAAGUUCGUGAGCUUCUUAUUGCUAAUUUCAUAAGAAAGCGCAUUGCUUCGUGUUGCAGUCACGUGAGCUAGACACGCUAUCCGCCCAUCAAAUGGCAAAGUUGAGAGUUCACCUCUAAGUCUCUGCCUGUAAGUAUGUAUUUCACUCAAUAUUUGAUUGCGGCUUGCGGUUUGCGUAUCUCUUGAAAAGCAGAAAAACUUGGAGUGAGGGAUUUGCAAUAUUGAAUUGGGUGUGAAAAAAAUCCCAUCUGGCAAAAUGAAAGAACUUCAGUGGAAAGUCAUGUUGUCUUCAAUGGCUGGGAUUUCAUUUUACUUUUACGGUAUCGUUGUUGCCUUAAAAAUACUUGUGGCUUCUGUUGUUUGUCAAGAUGAAGAAGCUUUCGGAACAAGGUGUAAUAUGUGGAAAAUCGCUAGAAAUGGAUCCCCAAGUUGUGGCAACCAAGAGUAUUAGUGUUCCAACACCACAACAACAACAACUUGUUGCCAAACUGGUAAAUUUUAUAGGGAGAGGUUAAUGACUAAAAGUAACAAACAAAAGGGUGCAAGGAAGUAAAGUAAAGCUUUGUUUUAUUGUUGUUCUGGUUAAUGUUUUGUGAUCAAAAUUAAAAUGGAAUUCAGAUCAGCAUCCUUCACCAUUUUGUGUUAGUUUUAUCAGAGAUAGUUUCAUGAUAUUAGGUUAAGUUGGAGUAUUGAGAUUGUGUGGUCAGAAUUAUGGAUUUUCAAGAUGUGGCAACCAGUGGUGUUACAAUGGAUUUUUUGAAGCAAAAGAAGAGCAAGCUCAGUGUAAUUGAGGAGACCAUUUUGGAUCAUGGGAUUUUCAACAGUGCCUGUUAGGAUUGUGGACAGCUAUUUUUGUUUUUUCCCCUGGUAAAUAAAAGAAAAUCACACCAUGUGGACGACAUGCAAAAUUGGUGAACUGGAUUUCAGUCUUGUCAUUUGUGUGGUUGUCUGGCAGAGUUCAUGCCGUUUUGGAUUUAAGAUUGUCCCAAAUAAUCACAAGAACAUCAUCUAUGUGGAUGAGACAAGUUUUGGAUUGUGUGGUUUUCAAUAGUCUCAGUUCUGUUUUGGAUCAAAUCCUACAGUAUCAGAUCAAGAUUAUCCUAAACAACGCUGGAAUAAAAUCUGCUGUGAAGGAGAAGUGGUCGUGGAUUGUGUGGCUCUCAGUUCUGAAGAAGUGAGGAUGGAUUUUCUUGCUUUAAACAGAAGAUCGCUCCAAAGUGAUACAAGUAAUUUCUCUUGAAGGAUCAGAAAAACAGUUUCAGAGGAUUGUGUGGUGUGUUGCACCUCUUAUAUGGUUCAAGGAAAACGUGCGUGCCAGGUUUUUCACACUUUUACCUUCACUGGACACAGUUCUCUUCUGCAUAAGUCAAAAGUCGUGUGUAGCUGCUGUGAUUGUUUGCGUUCUUUUCAAUUCCACUUUUCUUUGAUGAAAAUAUUAGCUGCUGAUUUAUCCAUUAAUCUCAUCGCAAGACAGUAAGAAAUGGACAUCAAGUAUCUUAGAAGUAUUGGUCAUACCCAUUGCCUGAAACAACAUCUUGUGAUGCAGAAUUUUGCAAGAUUAUCUGGAGCAUUGAGAGUCUAUUGUCAGAGAUCAGAUUGAAAGCUUGACACUAAAUGGUCAGAAUAAAUUACAAGAUACUGAUGUGAAUGCUCUUUCCAUUGCAAACAAAAUUUGAAUACCAGUUUUGAAAACUUGACAAAACAUGUGGUUAUCAUCAAAAUUUUAGACAAGCUAUUUGUUUUUCCACCUCUGUUGCAAAGGCAUUUUUUUUGGAUUUAAACACCACCAAACCUUGUAUACUCUAUUCAAAUUUGAUCAUCAGCGACAUCAGAGGAAGACACACCUCAACUGUGUGAACACCAUCAAUCUUGUUUUGGAAUAUGAGAUGCCUUUGAAAAUUAAGUCUCUCAAGAGGAGUGUUGCUUCAACUUUGGCGUUACCCCAAAAAUUAUUGUGUGGAAUGUGUCAUGUAGGAGGUUUUCUUUGUAAGAACUUGAAUACAGAGCUUUUGAUGAAAAGUGUGUGGUCAUCUUGCUAUCUUGCUAGUGUUCUUUGUAAUCCAAGGAUGCGUUAAUUUAUUGUGAUCAGUGUGGAUGAUUUUAGUGUAGCAUAUACUUUGAUGGGGUCAUUUCAUGAAGUUGAUGUGUUGUUCUUAGGCAAGCCACAUGUGCUAGGGCUAUAAAAAACCAGGUUAGUACUGUAUGAAAAAUAAAAUAUGCUGAACCAGUUUGUGCCAUUUCUUUUGUAUCCUUCAGGGUUGAAAAUUUAGUUGUCUUAUGUUGGUAAAAGAACCCAAACAUUUACUAUUAGUUUACUUGUAAGGUUUCCAGAAGAGGUUUACUCUCAGAAACAAUUCAGUCCCUAAUGUUUUUUUGUUUUCUAAAUUCAAACCCUGCUCAACAGCAAGCUUAGCCUGUAAAAGCAGAUGUUUCUCAAAUCCUCACUCCCUCCUAGCCGAAAAGUAACUUCUCACCAGAAAAGAAACUUUUUGGCUAGAGAGAAGUGACAAGUAGAAAUACAUCUACAGUGAGCCUUCUUUUCUGGCAGUGUGUGUUUCAGUACCAUCAGCAGCACUUAUCACAGAGGAUAUGCAUCAUAUGGUCAUACAUGAUCAUAAUAGAGUACUGAAGUGAUGACAUCAUAAAAAUGAAAUUUCUGAAAUUAUGGGAUUUGUCAGGAUAUUCUGAAAGAACAAUGUCUAAGAUGCCUACUUGCCAAAAAUUAGCAAUUCGGGGGAAAAUUGUCUCUGAGAGGUUAGCCGGUUAUACUCACAAAACUCCAUGCAAACCCUUCCAAUUUUUUUUUGGGGUCGACCCAAAAAAAUUUAGAAGGGUUUGUAUGGAGUUUUCUAAGCAUAGCUGGGCUAGAUCUCAGAGACAAUUUGCCCCGAAAUGCUCAUUUUUGGCAAGUAGGCGUCUUGGACAUUGUUCUUUCAGAAUAUCCAGACAAAUUCCAUAAUUUCAGAAAUUUCAUUUUUAUGAUGUCACACUUUAGUACUCUAUUUCCAGUGAACAUCUGCUCUAAAAACUAAUUGAUCUUCUGGGAUGGAAUUGGGAAAAUGUAUGACAAUCUCAAGUCUGAGAAGACUAAUAUUGGGGUUAUAUGUUGUAUCCAACAGAAAUACGCAAGAUGGAAGAUACGGUGGUCGUUCACAAGCCUACUAUCAAGAUGGCUACAGUGAUGAAGAAGGUACAAGCGCUCGAAUGCCAAGCAGUAGUUCUGGUGGUGGUGGGAGUACUAACAGAGCAAGACCUCUUAGCAGUAGCAGUAGAGAUCGACGUCAGCAGCCUUAUAGCCAUGGACAAGAACCUCAUAGAAGCAGUCAUAAGCCAAGUAUGUGUUGAGUUAUUUUGUUUCAGGUCCUUCCAAACUGGCCAGUUGUGUAGGAGCUGCUCUCCUGAUUGGUCGCAGAAAACAUUGAUAUUUCAUUCUUUCAAUUGUUUCAGUAUUGUUUGGGGUCAGGAUUAGGCACCAUUGGUGACUUCUCUUCUGAACAGCUGUUGCAUGACCCUAACUGGCAUACUGCGUGCUGCUUAGAUCUGUCCUAAAACAGGAUGCUCCAGCCAGUAUCCUCCCAACUCUUCAAAACCUCUAAUUUCAUUGCCACCUAUAUGUUACAGUACUGUUUUGGGGGUGGGGGGGAGGUCCUUGUUUUGGGUGGGAGGGUGGGUAGGUCCAUUUUUUAGCUUCAAUUAUUCUUAACUAACUAAACAUGUCUAGUCUCCAGUAAAGGAAACUGGGCGAUCAAACAACGUUACUGUCCAUUGAAAGGACAUCUCACUACAUAUCAGGGUGCAGAGAAAGUCAGUUUUACAGCUUGCCAGUUGGGCAAGCUGCAGCUAACUUGUAGCGAGAGAGUCAUUUUGAUUAGCCUGAAAAAAAUUUUGGAUGAGCAGGAUUGAUUACAGUUCUUCUGUAAUGUGAAUUUUGUAAAAAAUUCAUUUGCCCGCUGGGCAAGUGAAGAACAGAAUUCACUAGCCUAAUAGCAAAAUCUACUAGUUCCAGGCUAUGGAGCAUGACUUUCUUUGCCUGCUGCAUACGUACUUUUGAUAUUUUUAUUUGUCAACAUUCGACGGUAUGUGAUUAAACAUUUCCCAGAACCAAUUGUCAUGUCAGUGAACAUUAAAUAUUCUUUGACCAAUGAUUGAUUUAAUCAAUGAUCAUGAGACCACUGUCAUGUUUGAUCUGGACUGUAAAUUGUUUUUUUUUAGAAGCAUACCGGGAUCAAGAACCCAGUGCAGAUCACUCCAGUGGCAGUGAGAGCGACACUGAAAGCAGUCAGAGCAGAAGCCAGUCACCUAGCUCCAGUGGUAGCAGCAGCAGUGAGGAAGGCAGCAGGGAUGAGAAUGUCCGCAGGGUUGCUUCUGUGCCAGAUGCUCCUCAGGCAAACAGAAGUUCAGCACUCUGUUUAAGAAAUAUCUCUAUCAGAUCAGGAGGUAUAACAAGAAACAGUGUGAUUAGGUAGAAGUUACCUUAAACCUGGUCUUUGUCUUGUUUGAAUUAAAGAAGCUUUGUAUUCUUUACAUUUGUAGAUAGCAGUGUUCAUGAUGGCCUUUAUCAUGAGUUCAAGAAGCAUGGGGAUGUGUCUCGCAUUUAUGUGAAUGGACAAGGAUCUAGCAGAUAUGCUAUCAUACACUUCAGAAGGUGCUGAGAAUUCAACUUUAUUUUAAUCCAUACACCCAUGGAAUAAAUUUCAGGAUCCAGCUUCCAAUGCCAAAGAUCUAAAAUUGGGGCUAUCAAGCCUUUUUUUACCUCUUAAUCAUUGAGUCAAGAAAGGUUGUAGAAGUUUUUAAUUUUUUUUCUUUGUUGUAAUUUUGUCAGGCCUGAAGAUGCAGAGCGAGGACUACAAGUAUGUCAGGGAAAGAUGUUCCUUGGGGCUGCAAUGGAUUUACAGUAUUGGCAAGGUUGGGGAACGUAAUCUGUUAGAACAAAUUAUUACUAGUAAAAGCUCAAGCUUUAAGAGACAAUACCUCUAUUAAAGAGUUUAGGGAAGAAGUUGAUAGUCAUUAUUCUGGAUCCAAGGCAAACUCAGGGUGCGUUUGAUUGAGCGUAUUCCAGAAUAAGAAUAUACAAACGUUUUUUUUUUUUUUUUUUUUUUUUUUCUCAAAUCUCUUAUACCAUUGUCCAAUCUGUUAGUCUGGGACCAGUAGAUUUUCUUGCUGAGAAAGUAACUUUGUAAGCUUUCUUGCCUUAUGCAGGGGUUUCACUGAGGGCCAGGCACCGGCUGUGAACGUGACUUUGCCCGGCUGCUUAACUUCUCAAAGAACUUUUUUUUUAAUACAAGGAAUGAUCAAAAACCUGUUUCAAGUAAAUUACACAAUCGUGCCCUUUUCUUAAUGAGUCUUCUCAAAUGUAAAAUAUACUUUAUCGUCAAAUUUCGACUUUAUCACACUCAGCUUGAAAUCCCCUCAUUUGUUACAUGCUAAAAACAAGAAUUGCCCCGUAAUGUGUUGUGAAAAGAGCUGCACGCCAUAAAAGACCGUCUAGAAUGUCUCAAUAAGAUUAUCAACUAAUUUGUGUGGUGGAUAUUGGUAUCAAAUCAUGAUCAAAUUUUCUACAAAAGUUAUCAUUUUUUGAUAGUUGAAAGACAUUGUGUGCACCUUCAGAAUGCAGGAAAACUUAUCUCUGUAAUGGUAGAAUUUCAAAAAAGGGCCUUUCCAAUUCUUUGUCUGGGUGUCAAACCCAGUGGCAUUGCUGUUCAAAACCUUAAUGAAAUCCCUGCUUAUGGGCAAGGGGCCAGGCAAGUCAUCCACAUAUGAAAUUGUUUACUCAAUUUUCUCCUAAUGAUACCAAUACACAAUCAAGAGAAUAGGUUGUGAGAAUUAAAAAAGUAAUCACUUGAGGGAAAAUGCUUUGAUCUUUUAUCAAAUUCUCUCAACUUAUUCUUCAUAGAAAUGUAUAGAGACCAGUUUGGAGAAUUUGCAUGUGAAUGUUGGGGCUUAAUUGGUUUACUAAAACUACAUUUAACAAGAAGUAAUCCCAGGCAUUCAAAAUGCAAGAGUUGCUUGCCCAAAGGACAAACUGGAAUACCUUUUUUUUCUAGCCCUGAUGAUAACAGUGGUAAGAGUUUUUUGGCUUUUUCCUGUAGAUGAUCGAUACGAUUCCAGUGAACAUCGUCACCGUCACCGUUCACAUGCAGGGUCCAUGAUUGAUGAUGACUUUGAUCCAGGUUGCACCAGAACUCUCUUUGUAGGAAAUAUUGAAAAGACAACAACAUUUUCUGAUCUUAAGGAUGCUUUUGAACGAUACGGAGAAAUUGUGGUAAGUUUCCAUAAAGUAGUUUCGACUCAGAAUAGUUUCCUAUUAUGGUUAUUUUUUGUUGAGUCAUGAAGAACAUGAAAUUGAAGGGCAAACAUGGAUUCUUUUUAAAAAUUAGUUGCUUACUUUAAGGUCAGUGAAAAUAAGUGUUUGGCGGCUAGUGAAAAGUCAGAGUUUUUGAGUUCUGUUAAUGACAACUGGGUUGUUCUGUCUGCAAAUAUAUUGUCUUACAUGCUAAAUAAUUGUAGUAUUAUGGUUGGGAUCACACUGUUUAUAACGCUUAUUUGUUUUCUGGCUCAGAAAUAACAUACUUUCCUUAAUGACAGGAUGUUGAUAUCAAGAAACAAACUGGUAAUAAUCCGUAUGCAUUCAUCCAGUUUGUUGAACUGAGCAGUGCUAUUCAGGCUCGAAGGAGAAUGGACAGAGAGUUUGUGGGACGCAACAGAGUCAAGGUAUGCAUCUGCAUUUAAGACCACAAUUUUCUAGCACUUUGUUAUUUGAGGUACCAGACUUCUGAGUGAUAGGUAUGUUAUUCUAACACUCAACUCACGAUCUAAAAUUCACUGACAGAAAUGUGCUGACUUUGUUCUGACAUCCACACAUGGUUAGACAUUCUGGUCUUCUCUGGUAAGGAUGAAAAAACACCAGCUACCUCUCACAGUACUAUUACUGAUAUGAAUCUUGCAGAAUGUGAAAGAACUCACACUUCUGUUCCUAAAGAGUUGGAUACAUACAAUGAGGGACAAAAGUGUUGACACACUUCCGUAAAAUGGCCCCUUUUUGCAUAGUAUAUUUAUCCCCAUGUCUACCCCAACCCCUGAAAAAAUAAAACUUUGGCGCCUCAAGUCCUUGAAUUCAGACAACAUUGAUUCGGGGUGAAAUUUAAGCCAUUUAAAAGGAAAGAAAUAAUAAAUGAAUUAAAUGUUUGUUAAAAGCAGCCGUUUUAAACAAUUGUGUCAACUACUUUAUAUUGUCUGAAAUAUGUAUCUGUGUUUUCCGGCUUUUUUGAUGCUGAAUUUUCGUUUUUGAACUGAAUCAUUGUUUGUUUUAAACAAAUAUUUGUAAAGUUUUCUUUUGUGUAAAUUCAAUGAUGAAUCUGUUCCUCUUGCAUGGCAAGACAUUUGUACAGUUCUGGCAUAAGGAUCUAAUGUUUUUACAAGUAUUAUCAUUCAUUGAAAAAGGAUGGAAACCAUUUUGAAAACUCAGGUGGGAGAAACUGGGGAGAGCCCAAACUACUUCCGGCGGGGGUUGACUUACACCCAGGCCAAGAAACCUCGAAGACCAUUCUAUACGCCAUGAACAGAACUCUUUGAGUGCCACCUACAAAUAACGUUACAUCACUGUACAAAACUUUAAAUCCCCAAUCUGUUUACUUGUUUAUAAUAUUAUCAUUCAAGACAAAGUACCAACGUAAACCAGCAAUCUAAUUUGUUGAAACAUCAGCGCCAUUGAUCGAUGUUUUGGUAAAUGCAGUUAGUCACCGAAUCGCGAUAAAUGUAUAUUUUACAUUCUCCUCUGAAUACGAAGAUUCCACUUGUCGUGAUAAAUUCAAGUGUUAGUACUGCUUUUUCGUGAUUAGAAAACCAUAUAUAGAUAUUUAUUGGGAUAACUAAGAAUAACUUGAUACUGAUAUACGAGAAUCAACAAUGAGUGGAAGUUAUUCAGGCAAGUUUCAUUUAUUUAGCAAUGCAGUCCAAACAGUAUUUUUGUCAUCAACUUUGAAGUAAGAAACGUUUAUUUAGGCCAGAAGUAUUGUUAUUGUUAUUGUUGAUUCAAGUUUUAAUUUACGUAUGUGAGUGGUUUCAAUGCCAAUGAUUUAGCUAAAGAAAGAUUCCUUUCUUAGCAAGUAGACGGAUAAAGUGAAGAACAAAUGUAUAUUCACGUAAUCGUUAUCUUUUCAGAUCAGAUUUGUUUCAAUGAUAUCACUGCAAAUACAUGUUCCGGGUUUCAACAUCCGACUUUGUAGUAAAUUGUUCUGGUUACCUCUCAUAAAUGUCUUUGCCUGUUUUUCUAUCUUGUACUGCACGUUUACAACCCAGUAGGCACAAUUUUGUAACCAUGGAGUGUUAAAAACACACAUUUAUUUCCCCUUUUUGCAUAGUAGAUAUACGUUCCCCAGUAGCUCCCUUCCAAAAUAAGUUGAAUUUGAAGUGUCCUUGUUUUAAUGAAACGACAAUUUUGAUUCGGGGGAGAAAUUUUCCAUUGGCGAAAGAUUUAAAAAUGAAUUAAAUGUUUGUUAAAAGCAGCCGUUUAAACAAGUUGAAAAAAUUUUGUCCUUGGGCGCCCCUGCAGUGUGGUAAACCUUAAGCACGUGUGCGUCUGUGACCAUGUACUGUAGCAGGCUCACACAGCUUUCUUGCUUCCCCAUAACUUGCUUCAUCAAAGAAAGUGAUAAUGAUGGCCCUGUGUAAAGUGAACACCCAGUUUUCUUGUGGGUCUCUGGUUAUCGAGAGUCCCUGAAAUGUUGUAUUGUAUUUUAUAUUAUAUUUAUAUUUUUAUAUUAUAUUUUAUGUGUAGGUUGGUUUUGGCAAAGUAUCGCCCAUCAACACCAUCUGGGUCGGAGGGGUGGGUGGAUUGAGUGAGCAGCAGAUAGAGCGACAUUUUGGACGAUACGGACAUGUUACUAGAGUUGUGGUGAAUCGCCCCAGGGAACAAGCCUUGGUCAGUUUUGAUAGUGUGGAGUCUGCUAGCAUUGCACAGGCAGAGAUGAAGGGCAGAACUAUGUUUGGACGGCGUGUCAGGGUAAGCAAGCAUAGCUCUAAGCUGGAAGCCUCUUAUUUCUAACGAUGUGCUACACAUGUACACAUGACUCACAUCAGUGGGAAAAAGUUCACAGGAAGAAUAUUGAAUAUUGAAUGUCACAUUUCAGGACUUCUUUCUUCACAUAGUGGUGCAUAAUCGCUGGCUUUUUAUUGAUUGCCACUUUAAACACUGAUUUUUAUACACAUCACACAUUUUAAUUUUGAAACAGUUUGAAAGGUUUAUUGAACAGAACUUUGCAGCUGUUUCUAUCACUAUAUUCUCAGUGAAGUUCAUUCAUUCCUUACUUCUCUUUGCACAGGUUGAAUUUGUCAGCCGUGACAGUCGGCAACUAUUCUUUGAUGCAUUACAGCGCACUGGUUCCUCAGAUGGUAGCAGCCGGAGAUAUGAACCUUCCUCCCCAAGGUCGCGUGGCCGAGGGGGUGGGUAUUAUGAUAACCGCUGGGAUAGAGGAAGGGGAGGUCGUGGCAGCAUGAGACGUGACAUGUCAAACCACCGUCCGUGGCACAGGGGAGAGUAUGACUACGCCGAUAGCAGAGAGGGGUACCAGCAGAGAGGUUCUUCCGUUACCGUGGGCCUUAUGAGGGCGGAGGGUAUGAGUCAGCUGAUGAUUAUGAUCAAGAGCUUCGUGAUUAUAACUAUAGUCGGCAAAGAGAAAGAGAGAAAGAGCAAGGUCGGCACAGACGUGAUAGAGGUGGGCGCGAUCGGGAUAGGGAGGAGGCAAGCUACAGUGGCAGUGAGAGGUAUUUUCCUGAGGGUCAUGAGGGCUGGCGGGAUGACAGGAGCAGUUCAGGUUCAUAUGAAGAUUCCCGUGAUCGCAAAGAACCUCGACCGCCGGAUUUUCCUGAAGAACACGAUCGUGAGCGUUACAGUGCGGAUGAAGACCGAGCCUCAAUUCAUGGUAAGCCCCCUAGCCGUGACGUUGGGCAGGAUGAGAAAGGCGCCAAGAGGAAAGAGAAGAAGAAGAGAAGACCUCGUUCACCUUCUCCUGAGGAUGAGCGAGUGGAGGAGAAAGAGAUGCUCAGUGCAGGAGAGGAUGUCAUCAAUGAAAAGAGAGCUUUUGAUCAGAAGAAGAAGAAAGAAAGAGUUGCAGAUACUAAGCUUGCAGUGAAGAGUAAAGAUGGAGAGCAUAAAGUGGACAGGGAGCAUUUGGAAAACAAUGGUACUAAGAGUGAAGAACUUCCAGCUCAAGAACGCAGUGAUCAAAUGCCGGCUCCUGCAUCACCUCCUCCACCCGCUAAGGUCAGUAAAAAGAAGGAGAAAAAGGAGAAGCGUAAGCGACACAAACGGAUUUUCUCGCUGAGUGAAGAGGAAGAAGAAAGGGAGGUAGAAGAAAAAGCUGCUAGGUUAGAGGAAGCUGCCAUUCGGGGUGGGGGUGACUUGACAGCAUCAGGGGUUAAACAGAGGGCUCAUUCUGAUGCUGACUUACAGAGACUUGAAAAAAGAGAUAUCCACUCUGCACCUGAGAGUAGUAGGCUUGAUCAAGCUGAUCUGAAAGAGAAACCCAGGCGUCAUUCUGCCGAUGAACGAUUGCCCAAAGAAGAAAGAGAAAUGUCUCGAGACGCAGGCAGUCGUUCACCCCGUAAUAAAACACACAGAGACGAGAGAAGAAGAGACUGGGAGAAUAAAGAUGUUACAAAACCAAAACGACGACGCACAUCCAACAGUGAAUCACCCCCUCCUCCUCCACCCCCACCCCCUCCUCGUGAGGCUGGAGAAGCCUUCCCUCCCCAGGUGGAUGUGCUACCAAGAGUGGUUCCCCCUCAAUCAGAUGGGCACAACACUCAAGUAAUCCGACCUCCUUAUGAUGUUGCUCCAGCGCCCGGUCAUUACGAGUCACAAGUUUACGAUGCGAACCGUGGUGUUCCUGUGGGAGCUUCUCCUGCCACACUCAGUCCGAUCCCACCAGUUGGUAUAAGUCUAAACCCUGCAGUUGCAGGUCCUCCUCCAGGAAGCAUUGGUACUCCACCUUUGGCAGUUCAUUCACCCAGUGUUCCCAUGGGCUCAGCUCCAUUACCAGCUUUGGCAUCUCCACAGGGGGCAGUACCCCCUCCUCCUCCUCCACACUCAGAGUAUAACAGCACGCCACCCAUCCCACAACCGUCCAACACAGACACCCUCCUAGACCUGCUGAGGCGGUAUCCAGUAGUAUGGCAGGGCUUGCUAGCACUAAAGAAUGAUUCUGCUGCAGUCCAGAUGCAUUAUCUGGCUGGUAAUGGUCACUUGGCUGAGGUUUCAUUACCCCAGGCACCUGCUAAUGGGAUAGGAAGUGUGCCACCACCAAUCCGGAUCGCCCAGAGAAUGAGACUGGAGCCAUCUCAGCUGGAGGGGGUCAUCCGCAGAAUGCAGGUAGGUGCUAACCUGUCUAGACAGUCUAUUCUCUCUUUUGGGACAGCACUUAGUGUUUGUAUUACACAGCAGGCUGCAGCAGUGUUAGUUUGUUAUAGAGUUGGAAAAAUGCCUUAUUGACUGCAGGGAACCAGGGCUGAAAAUUAUUUUCGGACAGUGGCCAGACGUGAAAGACCAAAGAAAGUUUUGCUCAGUCAAAUCUUGUCUCUGACCGGUCAAUAUAUUGGGAAAAAAGUUGACUUAUCUCUGUGUAAUUUUCUAUUUGUAGAUGUGAUUGUAUUUUAUCAAAGAGACAAAAUCUAAGAUUUAUAGUGAGUAGAGUGCAUGGGUGACUGGUCGACAUGACCAACGAGUGAAGUUUUGGGCAGGUCAAAUCUCCCUACUGAUCAGACAUUGUCUGUUGACUGGCCAUUAUUUUGAGCCCUGGGACCAGUUAUACAUUUCAUUUAAGCGUUAAUUAUGCAACAUUCAGUUGCUUCCUUUCCAUGGAUGAUUGAGAUUAGUUUUUUUGCCACAGGUUCUUAAUAUGCAUCAAUAGUUGUAAGUUUUCAUGGGAAAAAAAAAAGCAGACUACAUAGCUUGAUGCCAUAAUUUACUUAACUAAGUAUUUUGUGCUGAUUCUUUCAACAGUCUGACAAGGAUCACUGUUUGUUGCUGGCACUGCCAUGUGGUAGAGAUCCUCUUGAUGUUCAUGCACAAACACGUGCAUUGAAGAGUGGUUUUAUAAACUACUUGCAGCAGAAACAGGCUGCCGGGAUCAUCAAUGUUGCUAGGCCAGGGAGCACUCAGGUAAUAAACUAAGAUGUUUAUGCAAACUUAUAGAUAGUUCAUUUCUUUUUUUGUCACUCGGGAAAAAUGAAUAGGCAAUUUGCGCUGUCUUUACUUGUACAGGGCCAUAUCAAGGUGAGGUGAAAAAAAAAAUAAAGUGCAUGAAUUUUGAUAGCAGUUUUUGUAUGAACUAAUUUUCAUAAGCGAUAAGGUAUAUUAUAUGGUAUGUUGAUCUGUACUAAUCAUACUGAUCGCAAACUCGACACAGUCUGUGAAAUUCAUUUUGUUACUGGGACUUCAAACAUUUUCAUGGCAUGAGAGGGUACGUAAGUUUUGUUUGAUGAUCCUUAGAGUCCUUAAGAAUGCAGCAGUAUUGGACAUGACUAGAUAAUAACAAUGAGGUUGGAAGUAGAAUGAACAACAUUCUUGUUCCCAGUAAUAGUAAAAUAUACAUUAAAAGAACCUCAUCCAGGAUAUAAUGAAAGCCUUGUUAUGCAGGUUGAAUAUUUUUUCCUUGCUGCAGUCAACAAGUGGCACCUCGAUAAACAGCUGGACGUUUGGUACUAUUUUUCUUCUAUUUUCCAUUCAAAGGGCCGGGCCACACUCAUAGUAGCAGAGAAAAAUCCCCGCCAGGAUAAGCUCAACCCUAUUAUGCAUGCAUCUGUUAUUUUUACUUUCUUAUAUCACUGGGUUCAAACUGCACAAAAAUAGAGGUGCUUUUAUGAGUGAUAUUUCUUGUUCAUGCCAUUGUCUGUUUCUCCUCACAGCCAAGCUAUGUGCUUCAUAUCUUCCCACCGUGUGAUUUUGCCCAGGAGCACUUGGCACGAGUUUCUCCAGAUCUCCUAGACAGUGCAGCUGACAGUGGGCACCUUAUGGUAGUGGUGGCAUCCGUGUAGAUGAGCAAGAACCUGAAGAGGAAUGAUGAAGUAGCAGUAGUUGUAAAUUGAAACUUCAGUUCAAGAACCUGAAGAGGAAUGAUGAAGUAGCAGUAGUUGUAAAUUGAAACUUCAGUUCAAGAACCUGAAGAGGAAUGAUGAAGUAGCAGUAGUUGUAAAUUGAAACUUCAGUUCAAGAACCUGAAGAGGAAUGAUGAAGUAGCAGUAGUUGUAAAUUGAAACUUCAGAGUGCUGAAGUUGACAAUCAGUAGAACUAGAAUAAAAGCUGAGUGGUGCUUCAUUGUGAUCUGCACAUCUACUUGGAAUAGUCAAGAACCUUGCAAGGUUUAACACUGAGAUGAAGUCUUGGUGAAGAAGAUCUGUCAUUUAGAUCACAGAACAUCAAUCCUAGAAGUAGAAGUUCAAAGACAUUUUGUUGACAGAAUGCUUGAGUCAUGGAUAAUGUCCAGACAUAACUCAGUGAACCAAAGUUGGACAAGUUGCUCGCAAAUAUUGUGUACUCAACCUUUCAUGGUGGAGCAAGUUUGGCAGCUAGAACAUUCAAUAAUAAUCAUUAUAAAUGCUGUGUGCAGUUAAAUUGAAUAGAAAUAAUAAUUAUUUUGUUAGCCCUUAAGUAGUAUGUUUUUAAAUUUUAUUUGUAUAAACAAUGCCAUUGUUAUGGGUUUCACACAGGGAUCCUUAAGUACAUAAACAAUAGCCCAAGGCUGAACAUAAAAUUUCUUUUGUCAGAACCUGUAGAUGGCUGGAUUUAAAUAUAAAUCAACAGGUUGGCUGUCUUCAGUGUAUUCUGAUCCAGCUUGAUGGCCGAGUUCCAUUCAACUGUAUGUCAGGGAAAUUUUUUCAAUCUCGCAUGCACAGGGUUCCCAUGUAGAGUAUUUCCAAGAGGUUAUCUUGCUGGGCCCAGUUGUUUGAAGGUGGAUAGCACUAUCCAGUGGAUUGCAAUAAUAAGCAAUUAUUGGAUGAGGUUUUUGUGAUAUCCGGAAUAAUCAAGGUCGAG